AAAGAACAGAACUGAAAUUUUACGUCAAUGUCGAGAAAAGAUUUUUGUCUGCAAACUUUGUGACAUUGCGACAAUAAUUCUGUAGAAAUACAGGUUUAAUAACGAGAAUCAAAGGCAUUUCUACAGCUACAAAAUGGGUUGCAUGCUCAGGAGUGAUCCCAUGACCAUGUGUGGCAUGUAUCUCCAACCAGAGGUAGCGUUCGACGUUCUUUCCCAGCUCGGAGAAUUGGGCUGCGUGCAAUUCAUAGACAUGUAUCCAGAACUGCAACUGUUUCAACGGAACUUUGUCAUGGAGGUGUGCCGUUAUUCGGAGAUGGAGCGGAGGCUUCAAGUCAUAGCUACUGAAAUGAGGCUCAACAAUAUACCUAUGAUAGAGCGAAAUAUAGAAUCAUGUCCUGCUCAACCACUUAAUGAGAUGGUGCAGUUUGAGAAUUUGCUAGAAAGAUGGGAACAAGACAUUCAAGACAUGACGGCAAACGAAGUAUCAUUAUUGAAAAGUUAUUUUGAGUUGACCGAGUUUCAUUACGUUUUGACAUACAUUGGACCAUUAUUAGGAGACUCUGAAAUAAGAAAGGAAACUUUAUUGAGUAGUCGAAAGAGAGACCAACAGGCGCAACAGGCGGCAGGUGACGUGGUGGGAGGCCGGCUGAUCGUAAUAACCGGAGUGGUUCGAAGAACCAAAUCCUUUGCGUUUGAAAUGAUGCUGUGGAGGGUCUCGCACGGCAUCGUCUACUAUAAACAGGCUUCUGAAGACAAGAUCCUGAUCGAUCCACAAACUCGUCAAGAAAUCAGGAAGGUUGCGUUUCUAGCAAUUUGUCAAGGUGAAGCGCUAGCAGUGCGCGUAGAUAAGAUUUGUUCUGGUUUCCAAGUGAACACCUUCCCAUGUCCUAACACUCAAGCGGAGAGAAUGGAAUUGAUGGAAAAACUGCAAAUAAGGAUAAGUGAUUUAGAUGAGGUUUUAAAUAAGACAAAAUACCUUCGGUGCAAGACUUUGCGCACUGUGAGCAGGAGUUUUCAACUUUGGUUGGGACAAGUAAAAAAAUCGAAGGCCAUCUACCAUACGAUGAAUAUGAUGCGCAAAGAAAAAUGUUUGAUCGGCGAGUGUUGGAUACCUACCAGCGAUCUGGAUAAAGUCAAUGGAAUUUUGACAAAAUGUUCUGAAGAUGAACAGUCCAACGUGCCCUCAUUCACUUCCAAGAUUGAUACCAAUCAAAUGCCUCCUACCUUUCACCGUACCAACAAGUUUACAAGAGGGUUUCAGAAUCUUAUCAAUGCCUAUGGUGAUUCUACAUAUAGAGAACUGAAUCCAGGUCUUUAUACCCUGGUCACGUUUCCAUUUCUCUUCGGAAUUAUGUUCGGGGAUCUAGGACAUGGAUUUAUUUUGGCUGGCUUUGGUGUAUGGAUGUGGAGAAAUGAAAAGACUUUUGACAAGAUGAAUUCCACUAACGAAAUCUGGAACAUAUUUUAUGGCGGUCGUUACGUGAUACUUUUGAUGGGAUUGUUCAGCAUUUACACUGGAUUUUGUUACAAUGACAUCUUUUCAAAGGCUUUCUUACUUACUGAAUCUUACUGGGUGAAUCUGAAGAGUGUAGAUGAGUUGGCUAAAGACGAGUAUAUAGAUUUAGACCCAUCUCUAGAGACACGAGAACCAUAUGUUUAUGGAAAAGAUCCGAUAUGGGCAUUGGCGAAGAAUAAAAUUAUGUUCGAAAAUUCGUUCAAAAUGAAAUCUUCGAUCAUUAUUGGAAUCAUACACAUGAUGUUCGGAAUUAUUCUUAGUUUUUUUAAUUAUCGGUAUUUCAAACGUACGUAUUCGAUAUUUCUCCAGUUUAUACCGGAGUUAUUGUUCCUAACGCUGCUGUUCUUCUGGCUAGUUAUCAUGAUUUACAUGAAAUGGUUCUUAUUCGGUCCCAAAGAACCGGAUCAAGAAAAGAAUACCGCCUGCGCUCCUCAGAUCCUGUUGUUGUUUAUUGACAUGGUGCUCAUGUCUGAAACUAAACCAGCUAACGAGGGAUGCAAGGAAGGCUACAUAUUUCCCAGUCAGAGACUCUUUCAAACAAGUUUGGUGUUUGCCGCCCUAUUAUGUGUACCGAUUUUACUCUUUGGGACUCCACUCUAUAAGUUAAAGACUAAUAAAAAGAAGAGGGCUGCCGCUGCGGCUGCUCUAUUGGCCUACAAAAGGGAUUUACAUCCAGACCCCAAAACCGUGGCAAUGUUGGAAGCCGAGGUAGGGAAAUACUCUGACUCAGUUGGUGAGCUGAUGAUACAUCAAGGAGUGCACACCAUUGAGUUUGUGCUCAGCACUAUAUCUCACACGGCAUCUUAUCUUCGACUCUGGGCGUUAUCCCUAGCCCAUGCACAACUUUCCGAAAUGUUGUGGAACAUGGUCUUAUCAAAGAUGGCCCUGCAUAUUCGCUCACCUGAUGGCGUAAUAAGAAUUGUCAUUGUGUUUGCAUUGUGGGCAGCCUUCACUCUCUCCAUUCUUGUAGUAAUGGAAGGAUUAUCCGCUUUCCUGCAUUGCCUCCGAUUGCACUGGGUGGAGUUUAUGAGUAAAUUUUAUGCCGGUGGUGGUUGGCCAUUCCGUCCCUAUUCCUUCAAGGUUAUUCUGCAGUCUGAAGGAGACAAGACGGAGGCUGGUUGCAAGAAGGCUAAUGCGGGAAUGUUCCUGUAAAAUAUUUUUUAUGAUAAUGUUAAACUGGACUCCUUUAUCGAUAUACGUAGGUAUUGUAGACAGAAAAUGUUCACUGUAGCGUUUUAAAUUGUAUAAUACUUUGUUAAAUGUUAUCAGUUAUGUUAUGUUAUGAGUUGUACGCUUUUAUUUGCUUUUUACUUAAUAAUAAUGGAUCACUCCAUUAUUAUGAUAUUCCGUAAAUUAAUUUUGUUGUUGUUUAAUGAAUAAAUGUCUUAGUUUUA
Messenger RNA from Spodoptera frugiperda (fall armyworm), 2910 nucleotides. Its product is annotated as V-type proton ATPase 116 kDa subunit a 1-like. Gene Ontology annotation, molecular function: proton-transporting ATPase activity, rotational mechanism; ATPase binding. The record is from RefSeq and is a predicted model, not a curated record. Bases 134 to 2668 code for a protein of 844 amino acids. NCBI's taxonomy places the organism in Eukaryota, Metazoa, Arthropoda, Insecta, Lepidoptera, Noctuidae. Gene Ontology annotation, biological process: proton transmembrane transport; vacuolar acidification. Gene Ontology annotation, cellular component: vacuolar proton-transporting V-type ATPase, V0 domain; vacuolar proton-transporting V-type ATPase complex; plasma membrane. The transcript has 16 exons.